UGAGACGGGGGCGGGGCCUGAGGGGACGCUUCACGCCGCUCGCAGCUCGUUUGCCUCCACCGGGGAGCCGUCGCUCCGAUAACUCACCAAAAGAGAAGAAGAAGAAGCCCAGAAUGGAUCUUGUGGACUUUUUUUUUGUUCCCAACACCUUUCAGCUGGAGAGGAAAAGGGGGCGGGGCUUGAGGAGGAAGGCAGAGUGUUUCAUUGUGUUUGUGUGAGUCAAAAAAAAGUGUGGUGGGUCUGCAGCACGGCUGCAUUUUAUGGGGAAGUCAGUUUCCCAUCAUUGUGUCCUGAGCGGUUGCCAGACACUGACAGGGCUUGCAGGCGCGUGUGUGUCUGUGUGUGUCUGUGUGUGUGUGUGUGUGUGUGUGUGCAAAACAGACGCUGCUGGUUUCACAGGAAGAGGCAGAGUUCAGCUCGUGUUGGAGCCUCCGAGGCUGAAGCCAGGCAGCUCUUCCCAGCCUGCGAGGGUCCCGGACCGGUUUGAUUCUUCUGUUUUCCAUCCUGUGGUUUUUGGAGCGUUGACAUCCUGCUUUUUAAUUUUUGUUUUGUUUUGAGUGUGGUGGUUUCCCGGCGUGGCGUCGCCGGCGGCGAGCUACAGGCUGAGCUACAGGGCUGCAUGCCAUGGGCUGUGUCUUCUCCCUGCCAGAGGACAGGAGAGAUGCUGCCGAGAGAGCGCCGACCACACGAGAAACCAGCUUCAUCGAGAAGAUGAAGAAAACCAACAAGAACAUCAUCGUGUUCUACGGCUCGCAGACCGGCACCGGGGAGGAGUUCGCUAACCGCAUGUCCAAAGACGCCCAGCGCUACGGCAUGAAGGGCAUGGCGGCCGACCCCGAGGAGUACGAGAUGGGGGAGCUGUCCCGACUGUCUGAAAUUACAAACUCCCUCGCCAUAUUUUGCAUGGCCACCUAUGGUGAAGGAGAUCCAACAGAUAACGCCCAGGACUUCUACGACUGGCUGCAGGAAAACGAUGACGAGGAUCUCUCUGGACUAAACUACACAGUGUUUGCACUGGGCAACAAGACGUACGAGCACUACAACGCGAUGGGGACGUACGUGGACAAGCGGCUGGAGGAACUCGGGGCCAAGCGCAUCUUUGACCUCGGGUUAGGAGACGACGACGGCAAUCUGGAGGAGGAUUUCGUUUCCUGGAGGGAGCAGUUCUGGCCGGCCGUCUGCGAGCACUUUGGAGUCGAGGCCUUAGGAGACGAUUCAAGCAUCCGGCAGUACGAGCUGAAGGAGCACGCCGACAUCAACAUGAACAAGGUCUUCUCCGGGGAGAUCGGGCGCCUGAAGAGUUUCGAGGUCCAGAAGCCUCCGUUUGAUGCUAAGAACCCGUUCCUGGCCACGGUCACCGUCAACCGCAGACUGCACAAAGGUGGCGGGCGUCACCUGAUGCACCUGGAGGUCGACAUCACCGGCUCCAAGAUCAGGUACGAGUCCGGGGACCACGUGGCCGUCUUCCCCUCCAACGACUCGGCGCUGGUGAGCCGGCUGGGCGACGUCCUGGGGGUGGACCUUGACGCCGUUAUCUCCCUUAACAACCUCGACGAGGAGUCCAACAAGAAGCACCCGUUCCCGUGCCCCACCACGUACCGCACGGCGCUGACCCACUACCUGGACAUCACCAACUCGCCCCGCACCAACGUCCUCUACGAGCUGGCCCAGUACGCCUCGGAGCCCAAGGACCAGGAGAACAUGCGCAAGAUGGCCUCCUGCUCCCCGGAGGGCAAGGCCCUCUACCAGAGCUGGGUUCUGAGCUCCAAUAGGAACAUCCUGGCCGUGCUGGAGGACACGCCCUCUCUGAGGCCCCCUGUUGACCACCUGUGUGAACUGCUGCCUCGGCUCCAGGCUCGCUACUACUCCAUCGCCUCCUCCUCCAAGGUUCACCCCAACAGCAUCCACAUCUGCGCCGUGGUGGUGGAGUACGAGACGGCCACCGGCCGCACCAACAAGGGCGUGGCCACCAACUGGCUGAAGAACAAGAUGGUGGCGGCCGGCGGCGCCAAGGCCACAGUGCCCAUGUACAUCCGCAAGUCUCAGUUCCGCCUCCCCUUCAAGGCCACCAACCCCGUGAUCAUGAUCGGCCCCGGGACGGGCAUCGCCCCCUUCAUGGGCUUCAUCCAGGAGAGGGCCUGGCUCAAAGAGCAAGGGAAGGAGGUGGGAGAGACGGUGAUGUUCUUCGGCUGCAGACAUAAGAACGAGGAUUAUCUCUACCAGGAGGAGCUGGAGGAAGCCGAGAAGACCGAAGUCCUGACGCAGCUCAACGUCGCCUUCUCCAGGGACCAGGAGCAGAAGCUGUACGUGCAGCACCUCCUGAAGGAGAAGAAGGAGCACAUCUGGAAGCUGAUCCACUCGGACAACGCUCACAUCUACGUCUGCGGGGACGCCAAGAACAUGGCUCACGAUGUGCAGGCGGCGCUCUACGAGAUCGGGGAGGAGCUGGGAGGCAUGACGCGCCCGCAGGCCGUCGACUACAUCAAGAAGCUGAUGACCAAGGGCCGCUACUCUCAGGACGUCUGGAGUUAAAAGGCCUCGCGAGUCAAAGUGGUGCGUUUCAGUUCUCUACGGUUGUUCUCUUUCUAUCGGGACUGGAAAGAAAACAAACAUUAGCGUGUGUCCGUCGCCCCGGCUCAGCAGAGCUGGAGGAGCAGAAGAUCACGAGGCAACACGCCCUCAACUGGUGCUCGGUGCGUCGCGAGGGGCUUCAGGACGACCCGGACAGCAGCCACUGCAGCGAGACUCCGCCUCCUCGCAAAUCUGGCUUUUUCUUUGGAGAUUCUGCUGCGGCCAAUCGCUGCUCUGGAUGCGCACCAUGUGACCCCCCCCCCUCGUGAAGACGCAGAGCGCUCUUUCAGUUUGUAACUUUCAUCUCGUUCAUUAACGGUUAUAGACGUAACGCCGCAGGCAAUAACUGUGUGUCUCAAUGGAAUGUGUGUGUGCUGCUGCGGUGGCAACGCUGCGGACUUCAAGUCAUGUUUUAGAAAGCACUUCAAAUACAUUAAAUAUUCUAGAUAAAUGUAUGAAUUGUAAUGACUAGUAUGCAAUUAUCUGUUGACAAGUGAUUCUGCCUGUUAUGCAUAAGAGGUAAACACAGUGAUGCAAAGGGGAAGAUCAUAAACCCAUGAGAUUAUGAACUUGGUAUUUACCGUAAUAGAAGGCCUUUUAAACGAGUCUUAUUUGUAAAAUGCUCAUUUUAAAUAUUGUGCUUGAAACCCGAUCUGGCCUCCCCAAUAGUGGUUAUAUUCUUGUUUAAUUGAUAUGCAGAAAGGAGGAUGAGGUGUAACACCUGGACUGAUGACAACAGACUGCGCCGUUUGUUUCUGUAUUUUUAUUUUUAUUUUGUCCACAUAUGCACCACGACACGGAGAAGUGAGCCGGCGCAUCGGAGCGUUCGGCGUGUCGCUCCGGAUCCGGAGAUGGAGCGAGAGCUCAGCCUGUGCCUUUUACCUCAGCCUUAUGUACCGAGUUAGAAAUGAACCUGAUGCUUCACCGGCUCGCUGUUUGUUCUUCUUCCAUUGUUAUACGGUCACCUGUCAUUCCUCUUCAUUGUGUAAUUGUUUGAUUUUUUAUCAAAGCAAGCAUUUUGUAAUUAAUACAAAUUUAAUAAUUUGAUUGCUCUAUGACUUUUUUUUGGGUUUCAAUAAAGUUAAACUUCAUGUGUCUGUA
Messenger RNA from Pseudoliparis swirei, 3672 nucleotides. It is a transcript of the gene porb, whose product is annotated as P450 (cytochrome) oxidoreductase b. The coding region runs from base 625 to 2532 and encodes 635 amino acids. The transcript has 15 exons. Gene Ontology annotation, biological process: response to hormone. Gene Ontology annotation, molecular function: NADPH-hemoprotein reductase activity; flavin adenine dinucleotide binding; FMN binding. The record is from RefSeq and is a predicted model, not a curated record. Gene Ontology annotation, cellular component: cytosol. NCBI's taxonomy places the organism in Eukaryota, Metazoa, Chordata, Actinopteri, Perciformes, Liparidae.